This is a messenger RNA of Solea senegalensis (Senegalese sole), 2511 nucleotides long. RefSeq names its product melanopsin-A-like. Gene Ontology annotation, molecular function: G protein-coupled receptor activity. Gene Ontology annotation, cellular component: membrane. NCBI's taxonomy places the organism in Eukaryota, Metazoa, Chordata, Actinopteri, Pleuronectiformes, Soleidae. Bases 127 to 1713 code for a protein of 528 amino acids. The record is from RefSeq and is a predicted model, not a curated record. Gene Ontology annotation, biological process: G protein-coupled receptor signaling pathway; visual perception. The transcript is spliced from 11 exons.
CAUCUGCGGUCACAGUGGUCCUGUCAGAGCGCAGGAAGGUGAUAAAGACACCACAUCAAAUAGACUCAACACUUCUCACGUUCACUUUGCACACACACAAAAACAGAAAGAAAAAAACCACUCGGGAUGGAUUCUAGGCUGCUGAUUGGACCGGGGAUCCCCACAUCAGACCCGACCACCCGGGCACCGUGGAACAUCAGCUCCAUCAGUCCGCACCGACUCAUGGAUCUGUCUUCAGUGGCUACAACUGGUUCCAUGUUGCCGAGUUACCCGUUUCCCACAGUCAAUGUACCGAACCACGCUCACUACACCAUCGGCAUUGUCAUCAUGGCCGUGGGCAUCACGGGCAUGCUGGGAAACUUCCUGGUUGUAUACGCUUUCUGCAGGAGCCGGAGCCUGCGGACGCCGUCCAACAUUUUCAUCAUUAACCUGGCGGUCACAGACUUCCUCAUGUGUUUCACCCAGACGCCCAUCUUCUUCAUCAACAGCAUGCACAAGAGAUGGCUCUUUGGAAAGAAAGGUUGUGAGAUAUAUGCCUUCUGUGGGGCACUGUUUGGUAUCUGCAGUAUGAUGACUCUGAUGGUGAUCGCGGUGGACCGAUAUGUGGUCAUCACCAGGCCUCUGGCCUCCUUAGGAGUGAUGUCUCGCAGGAAAGCCUUGAGCAUUGUGGCUGUAGCCUGGGUCUACUCCAUGGGCUGGAGCCUCCCCCCCUUCUUUGGUUGGAGUGCCUAUGUCCCGGAGGGUCUCAUGACGUCAUGCUCCUGGGACUACAUGACAUUUACGCCUUCUGUCCGCUCCUACACGAUGCUGCUCUUUACUUUCGUCUUCUUCAUCCCUCUCUUCAUCAUUAUCUUCUGCUACUGCUGCAUCUUCAGGGCUAUCAGACAUACUACACGAGCGAUAACAAAAAUCAACUGUGAGGGAACCAGAGACUCUGCGAGGAGGUUCCAUAAGAUGAAGACUGAAUGGAAGAUGGCCAAGAUUGCGCUCAUUGUCAUUCUGCUGUUUGUCAUCUCCUGGGCACCUUACUCCUGUGUCGCCCUCACUGCAUUCGCUGGGUACGCCAACAUGCUGACUCCCUAUAUGAAUUCUGUUCCUGCUGUGAUCGCCAAAGCAUCUGCGAUUCACAAUCCCAUCAUAUACGCUAUCACACAUCCAAAAUACAGGUCAGCACUCAGCAGAUACAUCCCGUACUUGGGAGCGUUGCUCUGCAUUACUAGCAGAAACCGCUUCAGUAGCAGCUUCCAGUCCACGCGCCAGUCGACCCUCACGAGCCACUCAGAGAGCAAAGGCCCCAGCAAGCUCCGCCACUCCUCCCAGUCUGAGAGUGAAUCAGCUCACUUCUCGGACACGGAGGACGACUGCUCGUCGCGGACGACCGUCACUCGUCAGUUGUUGGCUGAUGUCAAACAGGUGCGCCAUCCGAGCCAAAGGGUAAAGACUCUGACGGAGCCGGAGGACAUCUCCAUGUUGGACAUCAGUCUGCUGCCAACCAGUCAUCUGCCUGCUACUCAAGAUAAACUGAUGUCGCAGUCAAGGCCGGGGACUGUGUGUAAAUCUGCACCAUCCAUCAUUGUCACCUCCAUAUCCAGCCCGUCUAUAUUGCACAGUCCUCCGGGUUUUCAUGGCAACCACAAAAGGACCAAAACUCACAGCUCAGUAUCCAAGGAGCCUCUAGACGUCGCACAUCUGGAGACAACGGAACUACAGUGAACCGCUGGACAAAAGUGCAAUGAGAAUGUAUAAGUGUGUGUAUGUGGGCUUGUGUUGAUGCAUUACAGUAUUUCCCCCCCCUCAUGGGACGUUUCAAUGCCAGCAUUCCGUUUGUGAGUGGCGGUAACUCCAAGCCAGAGCAUGCCCUCGUACAUGUUUUCAUGUGUGAGUAGUAAAUUUAAAAAACAUGUGUCCGUAUUUACAGAUAAAAGUAUGUCACGAUGGUUAAAGAGUGUUUAGGACUCAGCUGGAGGCAUGAAAAUCAGCUUUAAUGAGCACCAUGGAAAAAAAGGUUCUCUCUAUAGUCAGGGUUUAUAUUUGAAUCUCUUAUAAUCGGACUUUUACAAAACAAAAUAUUUACAUUCAUUAUGCAAUAAUGGUGUUCAUUCAGCUUUUUUUCUGGCGUAUUGUAAACACAUCAGAACACUGAACAUUGUUUAUGAGCAAUAUCUUUGGCAGAGCAGUGACACGACUUUGUUUAAAUAGCGUUGGAAGACGACCCCGGAGCAUGUAUGAGGUUUGCUUGUGCUUUUGUUUCCUAUAGUUCCUAUUAUCACUUUUUGUGUUUUGGAUCGAUCGCUUGAAAAACAUGUGUGCUGGCAGUUCAGAUUGGUUUGCAUGUCUAUGUAUGUGUGUGUAUGUGUGUGUGUGGGGGGGUCUUAUAUAUAAAUGCACAUGUGCCUCCCUGAUCAGAGGUCAGCCUGUGAAUUCAAAACUGAAUCAACCAUUCACACCUAAGGUCAAUGUAGAGUGUCCAUCUUACCUAAUCCCCAUAUUACAUGUUUUGGACUGUGUGAG